GCUUGACCGCUUUCUAUAAAUAGUUAGACCCCCCAACUUGUCUCCAGGGGUAAAGCAGUUUAUUCUCAUCUUAACAUCGCAUCGCAUCACCAUGAUUGACGAUACCCUGACAGUUCAUACGACUUCAGAUGUCAUCAACAACCGUGCGGCCGAACCUCCAUCCAUAUUCCAGAGAGGCGAGUUUGUCGCAUUAGGCUCAACAUCAUUCGUUGAGCGUCUCCCCAAUGGCGACAUCAUCAAGACCGCAUGGCCCGGAGCCGAUCGAGUCGCCGAGCGUCGCCGCGAACUUGCCCUCGAGUCUCAGAUCUACGACAGACUCGGCCAACAUCCCCGCAUCGUAAAGAAAAAGGCCUGGGAUCCUGAUAACCAUACCUUGACUCUGGAGUACAUGCCCAAUGGGACUCUGAAGGCCUAUCUUGAAUCGGAUCAACAUGUCUCUAUGAGCCAGCGCCGUCGAUGGAUCAUGCAGGCUGCCGAGGGCGUCGAGCUCCUGCACCGCUCGGCCGUCAUACACUGCGACGUCGGGCCACAUAAUUAUCUCCUGGAUCAUCAACUAGACCUCAAGAUUGCUGAUUUCGCGGGCUCGUCACUCAACCAUUCAGCAACCGAUACUUGCCCGGGCGCGCGGUACACACCGCCUCACCUGGACAGGACUUGGUACCAGAACCCAGGACGCCAAGUCGACAUAUUCGCGCUGGGCUCGACGAUAUACUACAUCCUGACGGGCAAAGCGCCCUUCGCGGAAUUUGAUAGUGAAAAUGUAGAGAAGAGGUACCUAGCGCACGAGUUUCCUGACCUCGCAGAUAUACCCUAUGCAGAAAUCAUCCGAGGGUGCUGGUUACAGGAGUUUGCAUCAGGGCGCGAGGUGAUGGAGUUGAUGAAGAAUACAUAUUCUGUAAGUGAUGAGGUAUGUGGUUCAGUAGUAGCCUCGUAGUCCAUGUAUUUUAUUCCCUCGAGCAGACGGGGGUCAACCAAUGGUCUGGAAUAGCCAUACGUAGCAUGAUGCGUGGAGUGGAUGACGCAGAUUUCUAUCGAGAGGAUAGAUAGGAAUAG
This is a messenger RNA of Fusarium redolens, 1053 nucleotides long. RefSeq names its product kinase-like domain-containing protein. The record is from RefSeq and is a predicted model, not a curated record. The transcript has a single exon. Gene Ontology annotation, biological process: protein phosphorylation. Bases 92 to 934 code for a protein of 280 amino acids. Lineage: Eukaryota; Fungi; Ascomycota; Sordariomycetes; Hypocreales; Nectriaceae. Gene Ontology annotation, molecular function: protein kinase activity; ATP binding.